GGACACGCUUGACUUUUGCAGAGUUAAACACUUGGAGAAACUUCAGGAAGAAAGCACUUGGUACAAGGGGCCAAAGGACACGUUUAAAUGUCUUAUUUCCUCUGGGGAGCCUGGAGAGAGGCAACAGGCACCUACUACAGGAAAUCAUGCGGAGAGGAUCUCUUAUUUAAUACGGUUCCCAGAUUACUUCCCUUCCCCCAGCCCCCACCCCCCACCUCCAGCCACACAGAGUCACCCAGUUUCCUCCUGCAGCAGAGACUAGACGGCAGUUCACCUCUGCUCCCUGAGGUCCCCGUAAGCCCAGAAGCUGAAGUCUGGUCUUGGGCAACCCCACCCUCUCCGCGGCUGUGAUUGAAGGGGAGGCCCUUCAGUUUCACCUCCCCAAAGAGGUUCUUGGGAAGGUCUCCAGUACAGGGUUAAAUUUCAGGAGGCUGCAAAGCACAGACGAGAAAGGCAAGGCAACUCAAACUUGAAGACAUGAAAUCCCCAAGGAGAACCACUUUGUGCUUCAUGAUUAUUGUGAUUUUUUCUUCCCAAGCUACACUGAACUUGAAUUUAGAGUCUAUUGUUUGUCCUUCGCUUCUCCGUGAACAUGAACUAUCAGGGGAGGACCCAGUAAGGCAAAAACGAGCCGUUGCCAUGAGCAGUCCUGCAGCCCAAGAGUUCACUGUCGGUGUUGAGGUCAGUUUUGAAGAUGCCUCCUUCCUGGAGCCUGGCAAAGCUUACUUGACUAGCCUCAGUUUUCCAGUUGAAGGGGGUGACACUGACCCAGCUACCAACAUUUUGAGCAUCGAGGUGACCACAGUCUGCAGACCUACUGGAAGUGAAAUCUGGUGCUCCUGUGAGAAAGGCUAUAAGUGGCCUCAGGAAAGAUGCCUCCACAAUCUCACUUGUCAAGGGCAUGAUGGCUCCCCUUCUGGGCAUCAUUGCAGUUGCCUUAAGGGACUGCCUCCCAAGGGACCUUUUUGCCAGCUCCAGGGAGCAGAUAUUACCCUGCGAAUGUCGGUCAGACUCAAUGUGGGCUUUCAAGAAGAACUCAGGAACUCUUCCUCUGCCCUCUAUAGGUCCUACAAGACUGACUUGGAAACAGCGUUCUGGAAGGGUUACAGUAUUUUACCAGGCUUCAAACUGGUGACAGUGACAGAGUUCAGGCCUGGAAGUGUGGUUGUGGUGUAUGAAGUCACGACAACAGCAGCAUCACCCGAAUUAAUGCGCAAAGCAAACGAGCAAGUAACACAGAACCUCAAUCAGACCUACAAGAUGGACAGCAGUUCCUUCCAGGUUACUUACAGCAAUGAAACGAAGUUCUCCAUCACCCCAGAAAUCAUCCUUGAAGGGGAUACAGUAACUCUGAUGUGUGAGAACGAAGUUUUGUCCUCCAACGUAUCCUGGCAGCACGUGGAAACAGGCUUCGACAUCCAGAACAGCAGCAGAUUCUCCAUCUACACCUACGUGCUCAACAACAUGACCUCCGUGUCUCGCCUCACCAUUUACAACAUCACUCAGGAUGACGCGGGUGAAUAUAUUUGCAGACUGACAUUAGAUAUUUUUGAAUAUGGGUCCAGAAAAAAAAUAGAUGUUACAGCCAUCCGGAUUUUGGCAAAUGAAGACAUGAAGGUGAUGUGUGACAACAGUCCUGUGUCUUUGAGCUGCUGCAGUGAGAUGACGGUGAAUUGGAGUCAAGUUGAAUGGAAGCAAGAGGGAACUAUAAGGAUUCCAGGAAGCCCUGAAACAGACACAGACCUUGGCUGCAGCAGAUACACCCUCAUGGCCGAUGGCACUCAGUGUCCGAGCAGAUUAUCUGGAACGACAGUGAUCUACACGUGUGAGUUCAUCAGCGCCCACGGAGCCAGAGGCAGUAAAGACAUAAAAGUGACAUUCAUCUCUGUGGCCAACCUAAAAAUAACCCCGGACCCAAUUUCUGUUUCUGAGGGACAAAGCUUUUCUAUAAAGUGCAUCAGUGAUGUGAGUAACUAUGAUGAGGUGUACUGGAACACUUCUGCUGGAAUUAAAAUAUACAAAAGGUUUUAUACCACGAGGAGGUAUUCUAAUGGAGCAGAGUCGGUGCUGACAGUCAAGACCUCGACCAGGGAGUGGAACGGAACCUAUCACUGCAUAUUUCGAUACAAGAAUUCAUACAGUGUCAUGGCCAAAGAUGUCACCGUCCACCCGCUGCCCCUAGAGCCUGAUAUCAUGGUUGAUCCUUUGGAAGCUGCCAUUCCAUGCACAAGCUCCCGUCACAUCAAGUGCUGCAUUGAGGAGGACAGAGACUACAAGGUCAUUUUCCAAGCUGGUUCCGCGUCCUUUCCGGCUGCAAAAGAAGUUAAUGGAAAGCAAGUGUGCUACAAACACCAUUUCGUGGCAAACUCAAUUUCCUGUCCAGAAAAUAUGGAUGUGUUUUGUCACAUUACCAAUGCCGCUAAUAAUUCAGUCCGGAGCCCAUCUAUGAAGCUUUAUCUGGUUCCUGGGGAGAACGUCACAUGCCAAGAUCCUAUCAUAGGUGUUGGGGAACCCGGAAAAGUCAUCCAGAAGCUUUGCCAGUUCUCUAAUGUUCCCAGAAUCCCUGGGAGUCCCAUUGGCGGGAUCAUAACUUACAGAUGUGUGGGUUCCCAGUGGAAGGUCAAGAAAAACGACUGCAUCUCUGCCCCAAUAAAUACUCUGCUCCAGCUGGCUGAGGCUUUGAUGAAGAGCCCCUCUCAGGAUGAGAAGCUCCCUUCAUACCUAAAGAAUCUUUCCAUUAGCACAAACCAGGUGAAACUUGAAGUCAGCUCAUUUCCUGGGAGCCUGGGAGCCAUUAUUAACAUCCUUGAUUUGCUUUCAACAGUUCCAACCCAAGUGAAUUCAGAAAUGAUGAUGCACGUCCUCUCCACGGUCAACGUCAUCCUCGGCAAACCCAUUUUGAAUACCUGGAUGAUGUCACAACAGCAAAAGACCAAUCAGAGCUCACAGUUACUGGAUUCAGUGGAAAGAUUUUCCCGAGCCUUGCGGUCAGAAGAUAGCACCAUCUCCCAACCUAAUGUUCAGAUGAAGAGCAUGGUCAUAAAAUCUGGCCACCCCAAAUCCUACACACAGAGCUUUGUUUUCUUAGACUCUGACCUCUGGGGCAAUGUGACCAUUAAUGAAUGCCAGCUGGAACACCUGCAACCAGAUUCAUUUAUCGUCACCGUGGCUUUCCCAACUCUCAAAGCCAUCCUCGCCCAGGACGUUCCAGGAAAGACUUUUGCAAACAGCUUGGUCAUGACAACCACUGUCAGCCACAAUAGAACCACGCCAUUCAGGAUCUCGAUGACUUUCAAAAUCAACAACCCUUCGGGCGGGGUACCGAGGUGUGUCUUCUGGAACUUCAACCUCGCCAACCACACAGGGGGGUGGGACAGCAGUGGGUGUUACGUUAAAGAAGUCACCGAGGACAGUGUGUCCUGCAGCUGUGACCACCUCACAUCAUUCUCCAUCCUCAUGUCCCCUGAUUCUCCAGACCCUGAUUCUCUCCUGAAAAUACUACUGGAUAUCAUUUCCUACAUCGGGCUGUGCUUUUCCAUCUUGAGCUUGGCAGCCUGCCUCGCUGUGGAAGCCGUGGUGUGGAAAUCGGUCACGAAGAACCGGACUUCCUCCAUGCGCCACAUCUGCAUCGUGAACAUUGCCGCCUCCCUUCUGGUCGCCGACGUCUGGUUCAUCGUGGCCGCCGCCAUCCACAACUACCGCUACCCACUCAACCAGACGGCCUGUGUGGCCGCCACCUUCUUCAUCCACUUCUCCUACCUCAGCGUCUUCUUCUGGAUGCUGACUCUGGGCCUCAUGCUCUUCUACCGCUUGGUUUUCAUCCUGCAUGACACGAGCAAGUCCAUUCAGAAGGCUAUCGCGUUUUCUCUCGGCUACGGUUGUCCUCUGGUCAUCUCCGUCAUCACGGUGGGGGCCACCCAGCCCCGGGAGGUCUACACAAGGAAAAAUGCCUGUUGGCUCAACUGGGAGGAUACGAAGGCCCUGCUGGCCUUCGUUAUCCCAGCACUGAUCAUUGUGGUGGUCAACGUGACCGUCACGGUCGUGGUCAUUACCAAGAUCCUGAGACCUUCCAUCGGGGACAAGCCAAGCAAGCAGGAAAAAAGCAGCCUGUUCCAGAUCACCAAGAGCAUUGGGGUCCUCACACCGCUCUUGGGGCUCACCUGGGGUUUCGGUCUCGCCACCGUGUUCCAGGGGAGCAAUGCUGUGUUCCAUAUUGUAUUUACCCUCCUCAAUGCCUUCCAGGGAUUAUUCAUUUUACUCUUUGGAUGCCUCUGGGAUCAGAAGGUACAGGAAGCCUUGCUGAAUAAGUUUUCACUGUCGAGAUGGUCUUCACAGCACUCAAAGUCAACAUCCCUAGGUUCAUCUACUCCUGUAUUUUCUAUGAGUUCUCCAAUAUCAAGAAGAUUUAACAAUUUGUUUGGUAAAACAGCUCAGCCCCCAGGCCCCUCCCAAGAGCUUCCCAAAGUCACACCAACCCAAAGGGACCAGGGAUAUUCCCUCCCACGGAUGCCCCCAGGCCAUUGCAUGUGGUGGCAUGCAGAGGGCUGCCCCUGUCACGGUCUCCCUGUCUUUUGUAGAAAUCUGGCUGCUGAAAGAAAUUUUACAACAGGCUAGUCUGUGCUCCUGAUGACACUUUACCUUGAUGAACAGAUGGUGAAGAUUGUUUCCCGUGCUCCGCAACAAGAGAAGCCACCGCAAUGAGAAGCCCGCACACCGCAACGAAGAGUAGCCCCCGCUCGCCACAACUAGAGAAAGCCCGUACACAGCAACAAAGACCCACCGCAGCCAAAAUAAAUUAAUUAAUUUUUAAAAAAUGUUAACCAUGUACUGUGGCCACAGCAACCAUACAUUCCAAAUCACAGUCGGAUCCCAGGGAGACAGUGAAACCGAAUAAAAAUGUGGGGCUUCUCUGAAAAUGUGGGUUGUGUGGUCUUCAUAAGGACAAAUUUAAACAUGUCCAACCACCAGGAAGAAAGGCCAAAAGAGUCCAAGAUUCAGCAACCAUUUAUUUAUUGAGGUUCGAAAGGGUAUUCUGUAAAUGUUUUAACGCUUUAAAAUCUCUUCCGUUUAUUUUAAAUUUUAAAUUCUAUUUUCAUCUCUCUUUUCUUUAUGGAGAGGGGGAGGUGAGACAGAAGUCCUAAUGUUUCAAGGAAAUGAACUCUUUUUUCAUACCUAUUCACAAACAAAGCAGACAUCUAUGCCCACAUUUGCCUGCAAAUUGUCACAUCAUUAUCCCAGCUGAAUAGUUCAUUAUUUAAAGUCCCUAAAGGAAAUGAUUGUCAGGCUUAACAUUUUUCAGGGAAUGAUCAACUUUGGGCAGAGUUUGGUACUUAGAAGACAGACCCAGAGGUUAGGUUGGAGGAUCAACUGAAUUAGAUUUAGCUAUUAGGGAAAAAACGGCGUUACUGAUUUGGUCUCUGGGGUUGUAUCAGUGGGGACUGAGGCAGGGUUAGACAGUAUGUUAGCAAGGCCACCUUGAUGUGAUCGGCCAAGGAAAGCACAGCACACUGGAGGCUGUGGGUCUCCUGUUCAAAACCACAAAGUGACAAGAAACACUGACCUUCCACCCACUUCUGUAGGGAUCCUUUGGGAAUCAUUGUGUUUGACUUUGUGAAGGGCCCCUCUGUAAUGACAGGAACCUUCAUCAGGGCUCCCCAGGAUGUGGAUCUGGCUCUCUGCCCACGUUCAUUAACAUGGGGACGCACGUUCACUUACCCCCAACACACACACACACACACACACACACACACACACACACACACACACACAGGUGUGCAUGUACCUCCCACCUUUCAAGUCACAGCGCCGGAUCCAAAUUCCAGGAAAGCUAUACAAACAAAACAUUGGAGAAAUACAAUAAAUGCUGGUUUUCUGCUCAACUGCAAGACACAUAGUUCAGCCACUGCUCUUUGCCAAGAAGAUCCUAAAAUGAGCAACAGAAUUCAAAAUUGUAAAAAAGAGUGGUCCGUGAAUCUGUAAAUUAAAUGAAAGCGGGAGCUGUGCUUGGCCCCAAGGUCACCAGUUCUCAAUCAGCAAGGAUUCCGAGGCUUUUCACAGCAGAUUUCCGAGGGAAGGGAGAACAUGGGCUCUGGUUUUGAUACAAAGUGAGAUAUGGGGUCAACUUCACUUGGAAAGUGGGCAAUACUUCCCCACGUCCCUGAAAUCUCUCAGUGUAGAAAGUCGGUUCCAUGGGCCAAAACCUUCUUGCAUUAAGGGAUGUUCUAUUAAGUCAGUUUCUUGUAGAGGGAUCUGUGCUAAUGCUUCAGAGAUUGUGAGGUUGGAGCAUUCACCAAUGAGCAAUGAAUAUAAACUACAGAAAUAUUCUAAGCCCAGUAUAAUAAUCUAAGUCCAGUGUAACACAUCGUCUCUUGAAUGAGUCAUGUAUCUGCCAUCCUCCUCCCCGUGCCUUACUGUUUUCUUGGAGAAAGAGGUAAAUACAGGUCCAUGGGGAUUUCAGGAUGUAGGUUUGCUAAGGCCAGAAAUUAAGAAACACUGUGGGAAGUCAUAGUCCUUUGUGGUUUAUCUAGGGACCUUCAGAGAGGUUGGAAGACUGAUAAAAAAAAGUUUCAUGGAGAUGAGAAAGAUAAUAGCAACCAGCAAGAACAGAGGUGGGGGAAGGAGUUAUUCUGAGGCGAGUGGAACAGAAAGUCACAACCAUUUGAUAAGACAAAAGGAAACAAGUGUGGUCAUAGAGAUGCCAUGUAGGUGGAAUGCAUUUUAUUUGUGGCAGGUGAAGGUGAUGUCAAAUGGGGCUCUGCAUCCCUAAGAGAAAGUCAAUAACCCAGGCCAACAGAACUCUGAUUCCCUGAGUGUCCAAAAUAAAGGAGGGGCUUUCAGUGGAUCUGUGUCUCUCUCAAGUAUUUUAUUUUAUUUAUUUAUUUCUUUUAUUUUUUUAUUUUGUUGCGGUACACGGGUCUCUCACUGUUGUGGCCUCUCCCGUUGCGGAGCGCAGGCUCCGGACGCGCAGGCCCAGCGGCCAUGGCUCACGGGCCCAGCCGCUCCGCGGCAUGUGGGAUCCUCCCGGAGCGGGGCACGAACCCGUGUCCCCUGCAUCGGCAGGCGGACUCUCAACCACUGCGCCACCAGGGAAGCCCUCUCAUGUAUUUUUUGAACGUCAGUGAAAAUAGUGUCUCAUCAUUUCAAAGAUGUCAGCUUUGAAAUGAGAUGCUACAGGUUUCUAAAUUAUGACUUGGGAUUUUCAGUCAGGUCUUAAUAGCACGCCAGCAUACAGCUCUGUGUCUUUUCUGUGCUUAUAACAAUAAAAAUCUAACAAGAUCGAGUGAAGUUUUCUUUAUAUAAAUUGUCUGUGCUCUGGGAAUAGGCUACUGCUGUUGUUUCAGGCUUCCCCACGUCCACCAGAAUUUAAUUCCAUCUUCUCCAGUGAAUGGUCACAUCUAUUCUCCAGGUAUGGGGGUGAGGGUGAG
Messenger RNA from Physeter macrocephalus (sperm whale), 7424 nucleotides. RefSeq names its product adhesion G protein-coupled receptor F5 (gene ADGRF5). The record is from RefSeq and is a predicted model, not a curated record. Gene Ontology annotation, molecular function: G protein-coupled receptor activity. NCBI's taxonomy places the organism in Eukaryota, Metazoa, Chordata, Mammalia, Artiodactyla, Physeteridae. Bases 478 to 4614 code for a protein of 1378 amino acids. The transcript is spliced from 24 exons. Gene Ontology annotation, cellular component: membrane; cytoplasmic vesicle. Gene Ontology annotation, biological process: regulation of lipid metabolic process; adenylate cyclase-activating G protein-coupled receptor signaling pathway; fat cell differentiation.